Mycosarcoma maydis (corn smut) is the source of this 819-nucleotide messenger RNA. RefSeq names its product putative rab5-like GTPase involved in vacuolar protein sorting. Gene Ontology annotation, molecular function: GTPase activity; GTP binding. The record is from RefSeq and is a predicted model, not a curated record. The transcript has 2 exons. Lineage: Eukaryota; Fungi; Basidiomycota; Ustilaginomycetes; Ustilaginales. The coding region runs from base 1 to 819 and encodes 272 amino acids.
AUGUCAGCUCAGGCUACCAACAACGCUGCUGGCGAGGCUGUCGGUGCUGGUGCUAGUGCUGGUGCCGCUGCUUCCCCCCAAAAACCGUUCCAAACCAAACUCGUUCUGCUUGGUGAAGCCGCGGUCGGAAAGUCCUCUGUAGUGCUUCGAUUCGUUCAGAACGACUUCCAGGAAAACAAAGAGCCCACCAUCGGGGCUGCUUUCCUCACUCAAAAAUGCCGUCUCGAGGAUCGUCUGAUCAAGUUUGAAAUUUGGGACACUGCGGGACAGGAAAGAUUCCACUCUCUCGCACCCAUGUAUUAUCGCAACGCCCAGGCGUCGGCCGUCAUCUACGACGUCACCAAAGCCAGCUCAUUCGAGAAAGCAAAGUCGUGGGUCAAGGAACUGCAGCGUCAAGCCAAUCCCAACAUUGUCAUUGCGCUCGUCGGCAACAAGAUCGACCUGCUGAACGAAACUUCGUCCUCUUCAUCCGCCAAUGCCGAAACGGAGGAUGACGACGAUGACGACACAGCCACAACAACACCAGAAGCAACAGCUGCAGCAGAAUCGCUGAGGGCUGUACCCAAGGACGAAGCUGAAGCCUAUGCUAAAGAAGCCGGUCUAUUGUUCUUCGAGACCUCGGCCAAGACAGGCGAAGGCGUUAUCGAGGUGUUCACUGAGAUCGCAAAGAAAAUCCCGAUCGAUCUGCAUUUGGCGAGGAACGCGGCCGCCGGUGCGGCUGCUGGGAACGGUGCGCGACAGGCGAGUGGUGGCCAAGCUGGUAGCGUCGAUCUGCAGAACAACCAACAGGGUAACAGGAAGGAGGCCUGCAACUGUUGA